GAUCCCACAGUUCAGAAGGUGGGUGGAGGCAGGAAGAAGACGGUGUCCUUCAGCAGCAUGCCCUCUGAGAAGAAGGUUAGCAGUGCAGCAGACUGUUUAGCCUUCAUGCAGGGUGGAUGUGAGCUGAAGAAGGUCAGGCCAAACUCCAGGGUCUACUGUCGUUUCUACACACUGGAUCCAGACCUCAGCUGCUUACGCUGGGAGCCAUCAAAGAAGGAUGGGGACCGGGCCCGGCUGGACGUGAGCAGCAUUCGGGAGGUUCGCACCGGGAAGAGCACCGAGACCUUCCUUCAUAAUGGCCACAUUUCUGAACAGCUAGCUGAGGAAGCCGCAUUCUCCAUCAUGCAUGGAGAUGACUACCAGUCUCUGGACUUGGUUGCGCUGUCGGCCGAUGUGGCUAACAUCUGGGUGACAGGUCUUCGAUACCUGUUGGCCCACCCCUUAGUCAUCGGAGCAGGUGGGGGAGGAGGGCCAAGUGAAGGAGGGGGUGUGGCUGUAGAAGGAAGCCCAGGAAACAAGAUGAGGACUGAUUGGCUGGUAGCAGAAUUUGCUCAGGUGGACGAGGACGGAUACGGCAUCGUUUCUGAGGAUGUGGCAGUGAGCACCAUCUGUAAACUCUGUCCAGGAAUCAAGGAGGCCAAGGUACGUCUUCGGUUCAAGGAGAUACAGCGCAGUAAGGAGAAGCUGACCUCUCACGUGACGCUUGAGGAGUUCCAGGAGGCUUACUGCGAGCUCUGCACCCGGCCCGACGUCUACUUCCUGAUGGUGCAGCUGUCCAAGGAUCGAGAGUGUCUGGAUCCUCAGGACCUGCGUCUCUUCCUGGAAACAGAGCAGGGUUUAUCUCUGUCCACAGCCGAGGGCUGUUUAGAGUUACUGAGGCGCUAUGAGCCUUCGACCCAGGGCAGAGAGCUGGGCCUGCUGGGCCUGGACGGCUUUGCCCGAUACUUGCAGUCCACAGAGUGCCAGCUGCUCGACCCGGAGCACCUGGGGGUGUGUCAGGACAUGACAAUGCCUCUGUCCCACUACUACAUCAGCACCUCGUAUCGCUCCUACCUGCUGGAUGAUCAGGUCCAUGGCAAAGCUGAUCUUGGGGGCCUGAUCAAGGCUCUGCAGGCAGGCUGCCGAUGCCUGGAACUGGGAGUUACUGAUGGACCGGACGGGGAGCCUGUACUUGGGGUUGACUCUGACCCAAAUGCUCCACUCAACCUCCAUCACCACCAUCAUCAUCACCACAGUCCUGUCCCUAUUCGCUCUGCCCUGGAGGUGGUCAACAAAUAUGCUUUCCUAACCUCUCAAUACCCCCUCUUGGUGUAUUUGUGCCAGUCUUGCUCACCUGGCCAGCAGCAAACACUGGCAGAGCACCUAAAGAAGGUUUUUGGUUCCCGUCUUUACAUUCCAGAGGCCUCAGCUGUUAGCCUGGGAGGGCGAGCCACAACCUUACCAUCUCCCAAGCAGCUGAAGGGUCGCAUUCUAAUAGUGGGAAAGAAGCUCCCUCUAGAGCAUGAUGGCUGCGAUGGGGAGGUGUCAGAGGAGGAUGAGGAGAUAGGAGGAGGUGGGCCACUUGCUGGAAGGCGAAUGACCAUCCCUGGUGAAGAGGAACUUGGUGUGGUCUUGGUGGUACCACCACCUUCCCAACCCAGGAGGCUCCCUCUCCAUAAAGAGCUGUCCAACCUUGUGGCCGUUGCUCGCAUGGGCAGCCACAGCUUCUAUACCCAAAGAUCCAUUCAGAAGCAGUCACCACCCAGCAGUCCGUCCUCUCCGAGCACGCUGCCGCCCCCAGAACCGCCUUAUUGGACACUGUGUUCAUUGGGAGAAGGAGAGGCUGGGAGGCUAACCAGUGAGAGCCCAGAGGAGCUUGUGAUGUUCACCAAGCACACCCUAACCAGGGUGCGACCCAGUACAGUGCGACUAGACUCCAGCAACCCCAACCCACAAGGAUACUGGAAAGUAGGGAUCCAACUUGUGGCCUUGAACCAACAGACUUCUGGUGCCAUGUUGGACCUACACAGGGGUCGUUUCUCACAGAACGGUGGUUGUGGUUAUGUUCUCCGACCUGCUGUGAUGAGGGAUGAAGUGUCAUAUUUCAGUGCCCAUACACAGGGCUGCGUCCCAGGAGUUCCACCUCAAACCCUACGUGUUAAGAUUAUUAGUGCCCAUAACUUACCGAAGCCUCAGGGAUCAGGAGCUAAGGGAGAGUUCAUUGACCCCUAUGUGGUUCUGGAGCUGCACGGCGUUCCAGCUGACUGUGCCGAACAGCGCACACGUACCGCUGCACAGAACCAGGACGACCCACUGUUUGAUGAGACCUUUGAGUUUCAAGUCAACAUGCCGGAGCUGGCCCUGCUGCGCUUCGUGGUGUUGGAUGAUGACUACAUCGGAGAUGAUUUCAUUGGACAGUACAGUGUCGCCUUCGAGUGCCUUCAGUCCGGCUAUAGAAACGUGCCCCUGCUGGACCUGGCAGGAGACCCCUUACCCCACACCAGCCUGUUUGUCCAUGUGGCAGUCACUAACCGGCCAGGCGGCGGAAAGAACCAGCGCCGCGGUCUGUCGGUGAGAAGGGUCGGGAAACGCGGUCGGGACCACGUCACACUGAGGCAUACUGGCAUCAAGGCCAUGGAUGAGACUUUCAAACCUGCCGGCGCCGCCCUCAGAGAGGCAGCAGACCUGAGGGAGGAGGCUCAGAAUGCGACAGCUGCCUUCAAAGAGAACUGUGGUCUCCCCACGUCGGCCAAACUCAAGCAGUGCAUCCAGAGUCUGGCCACCAGGCUGCAGAGCCCCGAGGGCAGCGUGGGGGUCAGCAUGGCGCUGAAGGAGGGCUACCCAUGUCUGGAGCCGCUCUUAGCCGUCUCAGAGGCGACCCGCAAACUGCUCACCGCCUACGACACGAUGAUCACCGCCCAGAAGCAGCUGAUCGAAAAUGCAGAUGGUGUUCAGGAGAAGGUUGCUCAGGUGCAGAGAGAAGGUAUGUAUUUUCAUGAGGACCUGAGUCGGCUCGGGGAGAAAGAGGGACUAAAGGGACGGAAGCUGGACAAAGCUGUGGAGAGUUUCACCUGGAACAUCACUGUGCUGAAGGGUCAGUGUGAUCUGCUACGAGGAGCAAAGUUGGAUUCUGUGGACGCUCUGAGGCAGAUUGCUCUGGCCUGUGAGGCCUGUGGACUCACCGCCGUCUCCUCCCCCUCCGCCUUCUCCACAGCCGAGGUGCACUACACCCCCCACUGCCCAGCUGCCCAGCGGGGCAGUGCACAUGGAAACGGGCGCAUCUGACAGACGGUCUGGAGCAGCUUGCUGCCUGAUGGAGUUUAGAGCUUGGCCUCGAGCCGCUGCAGCGUGCGUGUGGAACAGUCGACCCUUUAAAGCCUCACAGUUUCUGUGAACAUCCAGCCUGCAGAUGCUCUUCGUGAAUGAUGAACAAACCAGAAGCUGCUCCUCACGGGUCCUGGAACCUGUGAUGGGUUCUGCCUGCCUGCUGCAGAGAUCCAUGUGUGAACUUACUGACGGCCUCAGAGAAAAGGGACAGUUACAGACGGUUUGUAUGUUCACAGUGGAAGAGACAUUAUUAACAUCUGCUUCAGCACCUUGGACAGAGAACAAGAUUUAGUGUGUGUGCAUGGGUGUGUCGGUGUGUGUGUGCUUGUGUGUGUGUGUGUCAAUGUGUGUGUGUCUGUGUGUG
Molecule: messenger RNA, 3670 nt
Organism: Thalassophryne amazonica
Lineage: Eukaryota; Metazoa; Chordata; Actinopteri; Batrachoidiformes; Batrachoididae
Gene: plcl1
Product: phospholipase C like 1
Exons: 11
Coding region: 58-3264 (1068 amino acids)
Biological process (GO): intracellular signal transduction; lipid metabolic process
Molecular function (GO): phosphatidylinositol-4,5-bisphosphate phospholipase C activity
Source: RefSeq, a predicted model, not a curated record